Molecule: messenger RNA, 2306 nt
Organism: Odontomachus brunneus
Lineage: Eukaryota; Metazoa; Arthropoda; Insecta; Hymenoptera; Formicidae
Product: BRCA1-associated protein
Exons: 7
Coding region: 248-1945 (565 amino acids)
Biological process (GO): protein ubiquitination; Ras protein signal transduction
Cellular component (GO): cytoplasm
Molecular function (GO): ubiquitin protein ligase activity; zinc ion binding
Source: RefSeq, a predicted model, not a curated record
UGCUUUUUGUUUUCGUGCUGAAUUGUUUACUAAAUAGAAGUAUUCUGCUUUGAUUGGUGAAUUUUUAUCCAUCUUCAGAAAUGCACAAAUCAAAACAGAGUAUUUUUACCCAGCAAACAUGAUUUUCGAAACAGAGCCCCCCCUACCAGCCCCGUGAAUAGCAGUAAACAAGUAUGGCGACGACAUUUACAAUAAAAUAAACAAUGGGAAAUAUUUAGCAUGAUAUGCUAUAAUUUAAUUAUGUGGCAUGAGUUCGUCUGCUGUUCUGGUGUCUCUGUGCGUUAUUCGCAUUGAAAUCUGUGAUUUAGAAUUAGAAGAAUCUACCAGUACAAUGGCUAUGAAAAUGAGAGGUUGCAGGGAACCAAAAGAUAUCAAUGUGGAAACGUAUACAAAUUCAGCAGAAAGUACAUCCCCAUUGUUAUUGAGCCAAGGCACAAGCAAAUCACAUUCAUCUUCAAGAGCUAAUUCUGAAGAAACUUCAUUUGCAAACUCUAACCAUGUUGCAAUUUCUAGUUCUGGAGAGGUAACUGGUGCUACUGCUUGUACAUCACCAGAUCAAAUUAAUUUCUUCUCAGGAAAUCCAUUUGUUGAAGUCACAAAAGGCAUCCUUCACCUCUUCAAGGAAGAUGAACUGACUGAAAUGCGCUGUGCUGCAGAUCGCAGUCAUACCAUCUGUAUGUUAUCAGUACCAGCAACAAUGACUUGCCAUGAUCUCUUAACUUUCACUGCAGCUUGUCAUCAAGACAUACAACAUUUUAGGAUACUCAGAAAUGGUAGCCCUAAUCAGUACAUGGCUUUAAUCACCUUUAGAUCAUCGAGUGCAGCCAGUGAAUUUUACGAAACCUUCAAUGGCGCUCCUUAUAACUCUCUGGAACCUGAUGUAGUUUGUCACAUGGUAUUUGUGUCUAAAGUCGAAGUAGGAGACAACGGGAUGCCUUUGAGUGGACAUACAGAAUUACCAUCAUGCCCUGUCUGCUUAGAAAGGAUGGACGAAAGUGUAGAUGGAAUCCUGACAAUAUUGUGCAACCAUACUUUCCAUUCUAGUUGUCUCGUGAAGUGGGGCGAUACAUCUUGUCCCAUCUGUCGAUACGCCCAGACACCAGAACCAUUAGCUGAUAGUCGUUGCAUGGAAUGUGUUGCAGAUGCCAGUAAUGACGCCUUAUGGAUCUGCUUAAUCUGCGGUCAUGUGGGCUGCUCGCGUUAUCAUCAGGGCCAUGCAUUUGAGCACUACCGAGACACACAUCACUGUUACGCGAUGCAACUCGGCAACAAUCGUGUCUGGGAUUAUGUCGGUGACAAUUUUGUGCACCGGCUGCUACAAGACAAGGAUGGCAAAAUGGUAGAAGGCGGUCGUACCGAGUCUAAAAGCGAAGGUGCUGCUGUAGAAGAGAAGGUUGACUCGGUGCAACUGGAGUUCACGUACUUAUUAACGUCGCAAUUGGAAACGCAACGUCAAUAUUUUGAAGAGAAGCUCAGCCGUUCGGAACAACGUUCCAAGACCGACAUCACCGAGUUGAGAGACAAGCUGGGGGAAGUGCUAGAAGAGAAUUUGCACUUUAAGAAGCAGUUUUCCGCACUCAAUCGCGACAAGCAGACACUGGAAAAACGUCUGCAACAGUCCACUAGUAAGUUAACACAAAUACAAGCGGAAUUAACUGAAGAGAAAGAGUUGAGGAAAGCCUUGCAAUUGAACCAGACUUCAUGGCAAACAAAAUACAAAACAUUGCAAGAUGAACUGUCCGAAUUAAAAACUACUAAAGAAACGGAAAUCGUUGAUCUCAAGGAACAAAUCCGGGAUCUCAUGUUUUUUCUCGACGCACAAAAUCAGAUUGAAAAAUCCGCCGACCGCGACGAAAUUGCUGCCGGUCGUAUUGUUGUUCCUCCAAGUCCUAGCAGUGGAAAAUCGUCAGGAUCUCGAGGCCGUAAGGGUCACAAAAAACAUUGAUGCUACUGAAAGUCAUUAAAUACUUGAAAUUUUUUUAAUUAUUCAAACUCGAAUUUUUAUUUAACACAAAGAAAAAAGAUUCACUUUCAAAUAUUUCUAUUGACUUCCAAAUAAAACUGUGGACACAAUGUUUUGAGUGAAGAUGUAAAUUAUAAGAACAAUUAUAAUAUCAAAAAACAUUAAAUGAUAAUUAUAUUGAAGAAUUUUUUUUCAGUGAUAAUUUUAAUACAAAGAAGAUAUUACUUAGCUAUCUGUACAGAAAUUUUAAAAAAUUGUUGUUUAUAUUUUAUCUGAUUUAUCUAUUGAUACAAAUGUAAGUUUAAGAUUAAAAAAUAAAAUAUUGCAAAUAUCGUCUUUAAUA